AUGACUGAUGAAUUCAAUCGAUAUUAUAUCAAAAUUCGAGCUAUUUUGGGAAUAGAUUCAAAAACAAUCUUUGACGAACUUACAGAGGCAUUGGGACCUGAUGCUCCAUCAUAUCCAACAGUCAGAAGAUGGGCGAAACGUUUUCGUGAAGGAAGAGACGAUGUCACUGAUGAUCUUCGAUCUGGUCGUCCGAUUUCGGUACUUACAGAUGAAAAUGUUGAACGCGUUCGACAAUUUAUCGAAGAUGAUCCACACUCAACUUAUGAUGAUAUUAUGGGUGAGACUGAUCUAUCACGUGGUACAAUAGAACGAAUUAUUCAUGAUCGUCUAAAGAUGAGAAAAGUUACAUCACGUUGGGUUGCUCAUCAACUUACUGACGAACAAAAACAAAAACGACUUAGAAUUUGUCGUCAAAAUUUAGAGAAAUUUAGAAAUGGAACAUGGCAUUUAUGUGAUGUUAUUACUGGUGAUGAGACAUGGAUUUAUCACAGGCAGAUUGGUCGAAAGUCAAGCAAUGCUACUUGGGUUGGCGAAAAUGAACUACCAAGAACCAUUGUUCGUCGGAAUAGAUUUGAACCUAGAACACUAUUUUGCUUCUUCUUCAAAUCCACUGGUUCUCUUCUCAUACACAAAGUAGAUAAGGGCAAGACAAUCGAUCAUGACUACUAUAUUGAUAAUUGUCUUAUACCUGUUAUCAAUGAAAUAAGAAAAAAGGAAAAGUCAUCACGUACUACAUAUAAAAUGCUUCAUGAUAAUGGUCCUCCUCAUACUCAUCCAGAUGUUAUUGAUUAUUUAAUGGAGGAAGGAAUCGAAAUCAUUCCACAUCCACCA
This is a messenger RNA of Rotaria sp. Silwood1, 831 nucleotides long. The record is from the annotation of a GenBank genome assembly. Lineage: Eukaryota; Metazoa; Rotifera; Eurotatoria; Philodinida; Philodinidae.